AUGCCUUUUGGUCUUUCUAAUUCACCUGCAACUCUACAAAGAUUAAUGGAUAUGCUUUUUACUCCUGAAUUUGAGAACAAGGUAUUUUGCUAUCUGGACGACAUCGUUAUCAUUAGCGAGACUUUUGAUGAACACAUAUCACUCCUUAUGAAAGUUCAUGAAAAACUUUCAUAUGCUAAUCUGACUAUUAACUUUGAGAAGAGUCAAUUCUUCAGGAAAGAACUGAAAUACCUUGGUUUUCUAGUGGACGAGUACGGUCUACGUGCUGAUCCAGAUAAAAUAAAAGCUAUAUUAGAAUAUCCUGUACCUACUUGUAGAAAAGAAGUGCGAAGAUUCAUAGGCACCUGCAGCUGGUUCAGAAGAUUCAUUCCAAACUUUAGCACUAUUGCCUCUCCACUCAAUCAACUAACCUGUUCCGGGAAGAACGCUCCUAAAUUUCUUUGGAAUUCACAAGCUGCAGCUGCUUUCCAGAAACUUAAAGAAGCUUUGGUAACUGCUCCUGUCCUUGCUUGUCCUAACUUCGAACUACCCUUCUCUGUACAUUGUGAUGCAUCAAACUAUGGCAUAGGAGCAAUACUUACUCAACAUCAAGAUGACAAAGAAGUCGUGAUUGCUUACAUGAGUAAAGCACUAAACAAAAAUCAACAGAAUUACUCAACUACUGAAAGAGAAACAUUGGCUGUAAUGACUGCGUUAGAACAUUGGCGAUGUUACCUAGACAAUGGUAAAGAAUUUACAAUAUAUACUGACCAUGCUGCACUUAAAUGGUUUCAGAACUUAUCGAAUCCAUCAGGAAGACUUGCUCGCUGGACUUUACGCUUAUCUUGCUUUAACUUUGUCCUGAAACAUAAAAAAGGAAAGGAUAACGUUGUUCCAGAUUUAUUAUCAAGACAUAAGAAUCAAGAACGUCCUGAUACACGAGAAAUUUCACCUCAAGGCGUACAUCCUAUUACGAUUGAAGAACCACCUGAUCGUAAACUUGAGCACUACAACAAGAUAUUUCUCGGAUGCUCCAACAACCCAGACUCAUAUCCCAACUACACUAUCAGGGAUAACAAACUUUACCGCUGCAUCCAUUCUCCCGAUCGUCUAAACGAUGACUUUGUUUGGAAAGAAGUUCUACUACCUCAAGAUAGACAUGCAAUUAUUAAAGUUAACCAUGGUUCCUCUUCAGAACUCCAUCUUGGUAUCUUCAAGACAUUCAAGAAAAUAUCUUUAAAAUACUAUUGGCCUGGUAUGUUUAAGGAUAUUGCCAAUUUAAUCUCAACUUGUUGCCAAUUUAAAAUCAGUAUAUUCUAG
Parnassius mnemosyne (clouded apollo) is the source of this 1299-nucleotide messenger RNA. The record is from the annotation of a GenBank genome assembly. NCBI's taxonomy places the organism in Eukaryota, Metazoa, Arthropoda, Insecta, Lepidoptera, Papilionidae.